Messenger RNA from Emiliania huxleyi CCMP1516, 1203 nucleotides. RefSeq lists its product as hypothetical. The transcript is spliced from 5 exons. The record is from RefSeq and is a predicted model, not a curated record. The coding region runs from base 1 to 1203 and encodes 400 amino acids. NCBI's taxonomy places the organism in Eukaryota, Haptophyta, Isochrysidales, Noelaerhabdaceae.
AUGCAGCCCGCCAGCCCGCAGUGCUCCACCGUGUGCUCAGAUCACGAGCCGCUGUACGCCCAGAUCCGGGAGGAUCUCGCGCAGUGGGACGGCAUCACGCGCGACAUGAUCGACCGCGCCAUGCAUCGGUGGGACGAGUCAGACAUCCUCGCGACGCUCGCCGUCGUCAACGGCACGCUGUGGCUGCCCCGGCCUCGUUUGCGCUCGGGCGAGGUGGCGCGACACGGCGACCCACAGCUGCAGGCCACGAUCCGCAUGAUCCUCAGUAUCCUCUCCGAUCCCGCGCUGCCGACGCCUCCGGACCUCGAGCUGCUCAUCAACGCGGACGACUACGGCCGCGUGCGACUCAAGGACCGGACACUGCUGCCGCUGCUCUCGAUCACGAAGGAGCUCGGGCGAGGCGCCGACAUCCUCUACCCCGCCGGCCACUACUCCUUUGCCGGCCCGUGGAUCUCAAACAUCGGCCUGCCUCCUCCCUGCGGAUGGUAUGCGCUGAGCCGGCUCGCGGUUGAGGGGAGCGCCGCGCAGCGCGCCCAGUACGACAUCGGCCUCGCUCCGCUGCCUCUGCUUAAGGAGGCGACGCCCGCGGACCACCUCUCCCGAAAGUACCUCGUCUCGCUCGACGGCCACUCGUACGCCCACCGGCUGCUCAAGGUGCUCGCGACCAACUCGCUCGUCGUCAAGGAGUCUCUCAACGGGGUGAGCACCAACCUGUCCGAGGUGCUCGCGGCGGCGGACGCCGCGGACGAGCGGAGCCGAAAGGUCGCCGAGGCGGCCUCGUCGCUCGUGCACACGCACCUCUGUGAAGCGGCGCAUCGCUGCUACAUGCACCGCCUGCUCACCGAGUACGGCCGCAAGAUGCGGUACGCGCCGGACAUGGCGUCGCGGCCCGGCGCGCGCCCGUACCCGGCCCGGCGAAAGGGGGGGUGGCCAGGUGGCAAGCCAGGCAGGGACGAGUGCGAGGCGCUGAUCGCAGCGAGGAGACCGCGCGAGCGAGACUUGGGCACCUUUCGGACAUACAAAGUCGGUCCCGGGCCCCCUCCGUCGCGGCUUGUGGGCGACUCGAGCCGCGAGGCGGCCGGCGGCGGCGGCAGGGGCGGCCGGGCGGGCGGCAGCCGCAGGGGCUCGGGCCGGGGGCUCGGAGGCCGCGGCGGGGGAGGACGAGGCGGCCGGGCCUCGCGCGUGCUGCCUUCCCGCGCGUGA